AGCUCAUGUGAGUGUAUGAACAGGGCAUGACAAAAAAAUCUCUCCUAUACAGACCAGCGGUUUGUAGGAAUAGCUCAAAAGAAGCAGCCACAGCGAGAUGGCAUGGAAAGGGCACAAAGCAUUUCUCUACUUGCUUUGGAUUUUAUAGAAGAUCUCAGGAGAUAGCAGUUAUAUUAGUGAGGAUUGAGAAGAAUCCUCUAUCCAUCCAUCAAUCCGUCCAUCCUUCCAGACUAUCUGAGAAUCCAGACUACUCUAACAGGGACAAGACUGAAGAAAAUGUUGGGAUCAGAGCAAAGGAAUGAAGAGACAGAGGUGUUUUAUCUGAGCGCUUGAGACCCGGUCUCUCGGAUACUCCUUCUUCAGGUGGAACUUCAACUCUCUGGACUCUUAAAAACUGAUCAUCUUCCAGAAGGUGGCUGCACUGACUUAACUGCAGCCAUGCUGUGUGGUCUGAGGAGAGACACCAAGAACAGCAUUGAUGAGGGACCAUACUCGAAGGGGAGCAAAGAGACAACUGACCAAUCACAUUCAUCCCGAAGGCGAAGCCUUUCAGAGGAGUACCGAGGAGUUACCACGGUGGAGCUGAUGAAAAGGGAAGGCAGCAGCCUGGGCCUCACCAUCUCCGGAGGCUCUGAUAAGGAUGGCAGACCCCGAGUGUCAAACCUGCGGCCAGGUGGGCUGGCUGCCAGGAGUGACCAGCUGAAUGUGGGUGACUACAUCAAGUCUGUGAAUGGUAUUAACCUGUCAAAGCUCCGGCAUGAUGAGAUUAUCAGCCUGCUGAAGAACAUCGGGGAGCGAGUCGUGCUGGAGGUGGAGUACGAGCUGCCACCUAUUGUAGUGCAGACCCCCACAGGACUCAUAACCAAAACCAUAGAGGUGUGUUUACACAAGGAGGGAAACAGCUUUGGUUUUGUCAUGAGAGGUGGCUUCCAUGAAGACUGGAGACGGUCGCGUCCUCUGGUUGUAACCAGCGUCAGGCCGGGGGGUCCUGCUGACAGAGAGGGCACUUUGAAAGCAGGAGACCGAGUGUUAAGCAUCGAUGGGAUGCCUUUGAACAGAGAAAGGCAUGCAGAUGCUUUGACCAUGCUGAUGCAGAGCAGCCAAGAAGCUUUGUUCCUGAUUGAGUAUGACGUCUCUGUCGUGGAAGCUGUGCAGCAAGCCUCGGGCCCUCUGCUGGUGGAGAUAAUGAGAGGUUCUUCGGCCACGCUGGGGAUCAGCCUGACCUCAGCGAUUUACAGGGGCAAACAAGUUAUCAUUAUUGAUAAGAUAAAGCCAGCCAGUGUGGUGGAAAGGUGUGGAGCGCUGCAUUUAGGGGAUGUCCUCCUCUCCAUAGACGGGACCAGCACAGAGCACUGCUCCCUGUUGGAGGCCACCCAGCUGCUGGCCAACUCCACUGAAAACGUCAAACUGGAGAUUCUUCCAGCCAAUCAGAGCAGACUUCCCAUCAGGCCGCAAGACACAGUAAAAGUGCAGAAAAGCAACCAUCAUCACUGGGACCAAAGCAGCAACUACUGCCAUCCCCCACAUGCCAGCCACAGCAAGACAUGGAGCAGCCCGAGCCACCCACACAACCAGCAGGACCACUGCAAAUCUCUGGUGAGUGGCGGCUUCUCCCCUUCCUCCACAGCCACCUCAGGCUUCAGCAGCCAGGGCAGCAGCACACUGCCCUGCCCCGUCCCCCCCAUCACUCCCGCCAGUCCCCGGGGCUCCACAGGCAAGAGGAGGACCCGGAAAAAAGACCACAAAAGCUCAAUAUCCCUGGCAUCCAGCUCCGUCGGCCCAGGGGGGCAGGUUUUUCAUGUGGAAACGAGUGAAAUCAUCCUCAGGGGCGAUCCGCUCACAGGUUUUGGGAUCCAGCUGCAGGGGGGUGUCUUUGCCACAGAAACGUUGUCCGCUCCCCCGGUCAUCCGCUUUAUUGAGCCCGACAGCCCAGCUGAGAGGUGUGGAUUGCUGCAGGUGGGAGACAGAGUGUUGACUAUAAACGGGAUCCCAACUGAAGAUGGCACCUUGGAGGAAGCUCAUCAGCUGCUCAGAGACUCUGCUCUGGCUAAUAAAGUCACCGUGGAGAUAGAGUUUGAUGUUGCAGAGUCGGUGGUUCCGAGCAGUGGGACCUUCCACGUUAAACUCCCAAAGCGGGGCGGAGUGGAGCUGGGCAUCACCAUCAGUGCAAGUAAGAAACCUGGCAAGCCUCUCAUCAUCUCUGACAUCAGAAAGGGAAGCAUUGCACAUAGAACAGGCACUCUGGAGCCUGGUGACAGGCUGCUGGCCAUCGACUCGGUGCGUUUGGAGAACUGCACCAUGGAGGACGCCAUGCAUGUCCUGCAGCAGGCAGAGGACAUGGUCAAGCUGCGAAUCCAGAAAGAUGAGGAUAACAUUGAUGAGUUGGAGAUGUCUGGUUCCAUAAUCUACACAGUUGAGCUGAAAAGAUAUAACGGACCGCUGGGGAUCACCAUUUCCGGCACAGAGGAGCCUUUUGACCCCAUUGUGAUUUCUGGUCUCACCAAGAAAGGUUUGGCUGAGAGGACGGGUGCCAUCCAUAUCGGGGACCGAGUCCUGGCCAUCAACGGAGUGAGCCUGAAAGGAAAGCCACUCAGCGAGGCCAUCCAUCUGCUGCAGAUGGCUGGAGAGUCCGUCACCCUCAAGAUCAAGAAACAACCUGACCAGUCUGACUGUCGGCAGCAUCCAGACAGAGAAAUGGGGUUUUUAAGUGACCCGGAAGAUGAUCUCACGGACUCCCAGAAAACAAGUAAACACUCAGAGGUGUAUUCUGCCACUGUGCCCAGUAUAGACUCUGCCAUGAGCUCCUGGGAUAGCUCAGGGUUUGAUGCCGGCUACAUUAGCCAAGGGACAUAUUUGCACAAAGCAUCUGAUAUACUGUUAAAUCCGCACGAGUGGAGACGACCAAAGCACAGAGGUCACACCACUUCCAGCUCUGCAGGCCUAGUUGACCACACGGCUCUGUAUGAUGGGAGGUUCACUGAGGAUGAGUGGGACAAGAUACCUGGAUUCGUCAGCCCCCCUCGUUGCCAUGGCACCUUGAACAAGGAAGACAGCUUCUGGUCCCAGGCUCUGCAAGACCUCGAGACCUGCGGCCAGUCAGAGAUUCUCAGGGAGCUGGAGGCAUCUAUGACAAGCAGUACUCUUAGUCUGUACUUAGAUGAGAGUAAGACCUACGAAGACCCGGUGUUUCACUCUGAAAUUAUUCCAAUAAAGAAGGAUGGAUUCCACAUCGAGCCUGAAAACAAAAGCAAACUGAACAUUUCAUCUGGAGCCAGAGACAUGUCAUCCACGGCUAAAGGAGACAACUCUGAAAUGUUGUCGCCAACAGCUUUGGAACUACACAAGAUGUGUCUGAAGAAGGACCUUGAGAGCCGUGACUUUGGUUUCAGUGUAUCGGACGGGCUCCUGGAGAAGGGAGUUUAUGUGAAUAUGAUAAGACCAGACGGCCCAGCUGACCAGGGGGGUUUAAAACCUUUUGACCGAAUUCUUCAGGUGAACCAUGUGCGGACCAGGGACUUGGACUGUUGUCUAACGGUGCCCCUAAUUAUGGAGGCCAGAGACUGCCUGGAUUUGGUCAUUAGCAGGAAUCCCUUGGCAGCUGCGGAGACGGAGCUGCCCAACGACUGUGACGGCAACUCUCUGUUCUACUUUGCCAACCACAGAACCAACAGCAUCGCUCUGUGAACACAAAGAAGGGUGUUGAAACACAGUAGCUGGGACCUCACACACACACACACACACACACACACACACACACUCUCAAACGUCACACAUGACUCAGUUUGUCACAUUGUACCUUUUAGUGAGACCAACACAUUCACAUUCAGCACACAGAGCAUAUGCAGAGACCCACUGUCUGCCUGAAAGCAUCUCUUACUUGCAGAGUCACAAACACAUGUGUUCACGAUUGAAGCUUUUUAGUCACUGCUGCAUUCACAUGAUGUACCUCGAGGCGGGCUGCGGCCUGAGAUCAGCCCCCCCCAACAACCUCCUCCACCCCCCACCCCGACCAGAGGCAAAGCCACAUGCAGACUUAUAUAACGGAGGAGUCAUAGCCUCUGACGGGGCCAGGCCGUCAAUGCGCAUGCCUCAGCUCUGGAGAGAAUCACAUGCUGCACAGAUUCACUGCAUAAAUUUACUAUAUUUCACUUUAAAAGCUUUGAGCUGUCAUCAACUUGGUUUUGGUUUUUGGACACAGAACGGUGCUUGGUACACGUGCAACACGCGCACGGACACAUGAGGUGUUGGUGGAUUCAAGGUUCAAAGCACGUUGCACCUAUUUCAGCCCCAACUUGGCUCGCUGCCUUCGUUCCAGUCUCCUUCCAGUCUCGACCCUGCACUGGCUGCCUUAGAAAGGGAAUGGGGCCUCAAAAUAGACAGAAUGCUCUCUGAUACUUGCCAACGAUCACUAACUAUAUUCUAAAGCCCAUUAUAUCUUAAUGCCACAAAUGUUAAUCUCACUCCUCAAAUACAUUCAAUGAUGGAUUGUGUUUUGAGAGACACUUCAUUGUUCAGAUGUCAGAAGGCUUUUUAUGUAUUUGGUUCUCAGGAUUAUCACACAGACACAAGUUUAUGAUUUUUCAUUUUCAGAUUCACAUUUUGAUGCAUGUGUUUUGUUUUUGGUGACACUGCUUCCACAUAUGACCCACAGUUUUAUUUUAUGCUCUAAGAGUUCAGUUUUAUUUUUCCCACUUUUUAUUUUUACAAUUGGAGUUGGUCUUUGCUACGCAUGUGAAUGCCCAGCAUGCAGUUUGGUUUGUCCUUGGCAAGAGCCUCUUCUCUCUUUGAUUCAACAACAACUUUGUCUAAAUGCAACUCCCCCUUCUCUCUUUAAAAAAAAUUUAAAAAAAUCAUGACAUGGUGUUCUCAUUAAAAGCAUUUUGGAUUAAAUGGGACCUGCUGAUCUGGAAACCAACAGUUUUAUUUCAUGUGCUGGCCACCAUAGCAGCGCAGUCCCACUUAAGGAACUGCAUACUGUAAAGUACGUUGUGGUAUGCAUUUUCUUAUUUACAGUAUAUGCACAUAUGAUGUAGGAUCUUCAUGUAAUGAAUGUGCUUGUGCUUUUUUUUUACAUCUUUUUUUUGUAUUUAUUUUUUGUCUUUACACAUCGUCUGAAUAUGUGGAUUUGGUUCACAGGAAUCUGAAAGAUGUAUUAAAUAUUUUAUUUUGUUUGUAUUUUUAUUUAUUUAUUAUCCAGUAAGUAAUUG
Cololabis saira (Pacific saury) is the source of this 5207-nucleotide messenger RNA. Its product is annotated as glutamate receptor-interacting protein 2-like. Gene Ontology annotation, molecular function: protein binding. The transcript has 24 exons. Gene Ontology annotation, biological process: neurotransmitter receptor transport, endosome to postsynaptic membrane. The record is from RefSeq and is a predicted model, not a curated record. Bases 439 to 3684 code for a protein of 1081 amino acids. NCBI's taxonomy places the organism in Eukaryota, Metazoa, Chordata, Actinopteri, Beloniformes, Belonidae.